Messenger RNA from Pelodiscus sinensis (Chinese soft-shelled turtle), 6184 nucleotides. The record is from RefSeq and is a predicted model, not a curated record. NCBI's taxonomy places the organism in Eukaryota, Metazoa, Chordata, Testudines, Trionychidae.
UUGGCUGCGCUCGCCAAGCGUGGCCCGAGUGACGUCGCGAGAGCCCGGAGGGCAGAGAGAAUUGAAGCUGCUUUCGCACCUCAGAGCAGCCUCAGCCAAGGCUCCUGGCCUGAUGUAAUGAAAAUUCAUGUCUGAUUUUGAGCAAUGCUGAAUCCUACAGCCACUGUCUUCUCAUUGGAUAAUUUAUUUUUUGAAAGACCAGAUGAAAAUCAAAAAUAUUUAGAACAUGAAGAGCCAAAAAAUUGGUAUCUUGCACCUGCUCCAUCUGUUACUGAAAUUGCAGCCACUCAGGAGUUACAGAAGGAAUUGGAAAAAAAUAACUAUCUAGAUGGAAAAGAAGUUAAAGUACAGUCAUUUCCUGAUGCUUCAAAGACUUUUGGUAUGGAAGGAACUAUAGAAACAAAUGUUGAGGUUUUGAGAGCUGUUACAGAAAUCCCUGCUCAGUUUAGAAGUAUUUUCAAGGAAUUCCCAUAUUUUAACUACAUACAGUCCAAGGUUUUGGAUGAUAUUCUUUACACUGAUAGGAAUUUUGUGAUUUGUGCUCCGACUGGUUCUGGAAAAACUGUAAUGUUCGAACUAGCUAUUACUAGGUUACUAAUGGAAGUGCCGAUGCCUUGGCUAAAUAUUAAAACUGUCUAUAUGGCUCCAAUAAAAGCUCUGUGCAGUCAGCGUUUUGAUGAUUGGAAAGAUAAAUUUGGACGUAUAGGGCUCAGCUGUAAAGAGCUGACAGGAGAUACAGUGAUGGAUGAUUUAUUUGAAAUACAACAUGCACAUAUUAUUUUGACCACGCCAGAAAAAUGGGAUAGCAUGACUAGAAAAUGGAGAGAUAACUCUUUAGUCCAACUGGUACGACUGUUCCUCAUUGAUGAGGUGCAUGCUGUGAAAGAUGAAAGCCGUGGUGCAACACUUGAGGUUGUAGUCAGUCGGAUGAAGACUGUAAAGUCGUCCCUUUCACGUAUCUCAGAAAAUCCUGACCCACUUCCUCCCAUGAGAUUUGGAGCUGUUUCUGCAACAAUCCCAAAUGCUGAGGAUAUUGCAGAAUGGCUUUCAGAUGGUAAGAGGCCUGCUGUAUGUCUGAAAAUAGAUGAAAGUCAUCGACCUGUGAAGCUUCGCAAAAUAGUUCUUGGAUUUCACCAAACUGAUUUCAAAUUUGACUUAACUCUUAACUAUAAAAUAGCUAGUGUUAUACAAACAUACUCUGAACAAAAACCAACACUUGUGUUUUGUGCCACAAGGAAAGGAGUACAGCAGGCUGCUUCAGUUAUUGCAAAAGAUGCUAAAUUUGUUAUGACUAUUGAACAGAAACAAAGAUUACAAAAGUGUGCAAAUUCAACUAAAGAUACCAAAUUGAGAGAUCUUCUAAUGUAUGGUGUGGCUUAUCAUCAUGCUGGCAUGGAGAUAUCUGAUAGAAAAAUAAUUGAAGGAGCUUUUACCAUGGGAAUCUUACCAGUACUUUUUACUACGAGUACCUUAGCUAUGGGAGUAAAUUUACCUGCACACCUGGUAGUUAUAAAAUCUACAAUGCACUAUGUUGGAGGAAUGUUUCAAGAGUACAGUGAAACAGAUAUUCUGCAAAUGAUUGGGAGAGCAGGAAGGCCUCAAUUUGACACUACAGCUACAGCAGUUAUCAUGACUAGGUUAAGUAUGAGACAGAAAUAUGUGCAGAUGUUAAAUGGUGCAGAUACAAUAGAAAGCAGUUUGCACAAACAUCUUGUUGAGCAUUUAAAUGCAGAAAUAGUGUUGCACACCAUCACGGAUGUGACAAUAGCUUUGGAAUGGAUACGAUCAACUUUCCUGUACAUCAGAGUUUUGAAAAAUCCAGUUCAUUAUGGUUUUUCACCUGGAUUAGACAGAGUUGGAAUUGAAGCAAAAUUACAAGAAUUGUGUUUGAAGAAUUUGAACAGUUUAUCAUCUCUUGAUUUAAUCAAGAUGGAUGAAGAAUUUAAUUUCAAACCAACAGAGACUGGAAAACUAAUGGCUUGGUAUUAUAUUGCAUUUGAUACAGUGAAACAGUUUUCCACAAUUAAUGGAACAGAAUCUUUAUCUGAACUGAUCACAAUGAUAUCCAGCUGCGUUGAAUUUUCAGAUGUCAAGUUAAGAACGAGUGAGAAGAAAAUAUUAAACACUUUGAAUAAAGACAAGAACAGGAUAACUAUUAGGUUUCCAAUGGAAGGGAAGAUAAAAACAAGAGACAUGAAAGUAAACUGUCUUAUUCAGGCUCAAUUAGGAUGCAUUCCUAUUCAGGACUUCACUUUGACACAAGAUAUAGGCAAAAUUUUCAGAAAUGGCUUAAGAGUUACUAAAUGGUUGUCUGAGUUUCUGACAUCAUGUAAAAACAAUUUUUCUGCAUUAUUAAACUCUUUGAUUUUAGCUAAGUGUUUUAGGUGCAAACUGUGGGAAAAUUCUCUGCAUGUAUCCAAACAGCUAGAAAAAAUUGGAGUAACAUUAUCAAAUGCAAUGGUAAAUGCAGGUCUGACAUCAUUUAAAAAAAUUGAAGAUGCAAAUGCAAGGGAACUUGAAUUGAUUGUAAAUAGACAUCCGCCUUUUGGAAACCAAAUAAAAGAAUCUGUGCUACACCUGCCAAAAUAUGCACUUGCUAUUGAACAGCUUGCAAAAUACUGUGAUACAGUGGCCGAAAUCUUAGUGACCAUUACAUUAACAAACUUUAAACAGCUUCAGAUUAAGAGAACUGCACCAGACUGUCACUAUGUAACCUUAAUUAUAGGAGAUGCUGAUAAUCAAGUGGCUUUUAAACAGAAAAUUAUGGAUUCUGUCUUACUGAAGAAUGGAAAUUGGACUAAAAAAAUUGAAGUGAAAAGAGCUCUUAAAUCUGAGGAACUUAGUAUACAUUUAAUUAGCUCUGAAUAUGUUGGUGUGGAUAUUCAGCAAAACUAUACAGCCUUUUACAUAGGACCAAAAAAGUUUGGAAAUGAAGUGGUUUUACAAAGAAAAUUAGAAGCUGAGUCUUCACCUGACAUUUAUCAUGCCUUUUCAAAAGCAGCAGCAGCAGCAAGAAAGGCUCCAGGAGGUACCUGUAAUCGAGGGAUCACUUACAUGAAACUUGGGAACAGAGAAUGCAGCCAUCACUGUAAAAAUAAAGAUGUAUGUGGACAUGACUGCUGCAAAAUUGGAGUUUCACAGAAAUCUGAGUUGAAGAGAGAUUCAAAGUUUUCUUCAUACCUAACUGAUUUAAGGAACAGAAACUCAACUUCAUCAGUUCCCCCAGUAAAAAGAUUAAAGAUGCAGAUGCAGUUAAAUAAAAGUCAAAAUGUGGAUCUGAAACAAUUUGUUUUUACACCCAAAUCUUUGCUGCCAACAUUGCCGAGGUCUAACUAUGCGCAGUCCUCUGACUCAAAUUCAUUGGAACAUUGGAAUAAUGUUAAUAUCCUUGGUAGACCUCCAAGCCAACUGCAAUCAGAGAGUUAUGAAAAGAAUAAUUUCACUUGGAAACAGUCUGUGACUGUAAGCAAGGAGAGCUAUCAGAUGAUGACGUCAAAGAAAAAUCUUAAAGAAUCUUUAAUGAAUAAUUUGACUGAUGCAGAUAAAAGCAGCUCUUGGUUUUCAGAGUCUUUGAAUGUGAACUUUGAAUUGGGAGAUGAAGUUUGGAAUGAUUUUGAUGAUGACAGAUUAAUACAUGCCAGCAGCUUUUUCACUGGUAUGGAGAGUAGAGAAGAUUUAGGAUCUGGAAACACCAGCCUUGAAAAUAUAAUAGAACGUAAACCACUGUUUCAGAAUUCAGAGAGCAAAGUCACAAGUGACAUUUCAAAAACUUUUUGCAUGUUACAAGAUAAACCUGAUGUUCAUCUACAAAAUUCCACUUUUUCUACAUUAAAUGCACCAUCAGAAAUGCAGUUAUUUACACAAUAUGGAAAUAUAAAAACUUUUAGCUUUCAAGAAAGAACACAUAGAAAUCUUCCACAAGAGUUGAAAAACAUUGAGGUACCUCCAAGUUCAGAAAUAAUCUCAGGUUCCUCUCAAUUUAUUGGAAAGGGGAAUUUUUUUAUUUGCAACAAAGAAAGGAAAAAAGAAAUUGAUGUCAGAUAUCUUUCAGAUGAUGAAACUAAUGAUGUUAAGCCUUUCCUUGGAAUAUUUGAUGGCAUUUUCUAAGACAUAAACAAGAUAUGCUGUAAGUGCUGAAACAUAUUACAUGCUCCUUACCAGAAUGAAAACUUUAAAUAUAGUUAGAGGAUUUUUUUAAAUAGCCAUCUUUGCUACACAGACUAGAUAGUAACAAGUCGCUAGCUAAUUUAUUUACAGUAUCUCAAGUCUGUUUUAUCUUUUUAAAAGUUAUACAAAUCUUUGUUUAUCUAUCUUGCUGUUCUUAAGACUUGAGUGAUAAAAUAUCUGACAGUUUCUCGUUAAAAGAGUUUUUGUGUUACGCAUUUUUUUAAUAAAUUAUAUGUAAUUUUACUGUAAGAACAAAGAUACUGUUUGUAACAUGCAUCUGCUCACAAAACACAUUUACAAGUAACUGAAAUAUUGUUCAUUAACACAUUUCUUAUUGUUUAUUUUUAUGAUGUCUGUUAGGUAUCCCAUUUAGACUGAAUUUUUCAUAAUACUAAUAUUUUGUGAAACAAUUUUAGCUUUACAAAUAAAACUAAAUAGACUAAGUUAUUUAAUUUAUUGUAUAUUCUGUAUUUCUUUAUAAUGUGCUAUAAACCUGUACAGUAUUUGUCAAAAUUAAAAUGUUGUAUAGCAUUUUCCAUGCUAAAUGUAUCUUAGAAUGCACCACAUGACACUUUUAAAAUAUGUCCACAAAGGAUAUACAAAAUUGGAAUUAGGUGUUGACAUUGCUACUUAAACUUAUAAAAUGUGCAUUUCUGCUUUUACAUCUAAUUUGUACACAUUUAUCUUGGAUGUAAGCAUCCUGUUAAAACACUAGUGUUUGAACAUUAGUCUUCCAAAAUAAAUAGUUAUGUAAAUAAAUAAUAUUACAUAAAAGCCUAUAUUAAGAAAAUGUCAACAUUGCACUGUUAAAAGACUCAAAAGGAAGAAAUACCAUUGUUUUGAUUUUGUAUUUUUGAUUUUCUUAUCCUUCAUAAUAUUUAGUAUAGAAAGUAUUAGGAAGGAUAAGUCAAAACAGACCAUGAAUUGGAAAACACAAUCAAGGCAAGCGAACAGAAGGUACACAAUUGAAAAUCAGAAUGCAAAAACACAUUUUGACAGGCUAAAGAUUUGAUCCUGUAUUAUGUUGAGAAUUCUGAAUUGACAAUUUCAUUGAGAGCUGAUGGUGCGUAGUACCUGACCAAGCUAACAGUAUAUUUUCUAAUUUUUCUCCUCCAGUAAUUUAUCUUUCCCUUGCUGUUGGCUAUUUGGGCCAAAUUUGCACUUUGAAUGUGCUAUUUCCAUUCAUUUGUCUUCAAUGGAGCCUACAUUUUAGUUUUUUUUAUGGGUUUGAAAGUACUCUAAAUUAGUAUUGUCAAUUUAGAUUUAUUGAGUAAUGCAUGUUCUUAGUUUUGAUUAUAUGUGCAACUAUACAUUCUGAUAGUGUACUUUUAAAAAUCAACAUUUUAUGAAAUUAUGAUAACUUUCCUUAUUAGGAGACAAUCAGCAAGCAGUAAGGGAAGACAAAAGAGCUAAAAACAUCUUUACAUGAUAAAUCUACACUGACCGUGCCAAUUCAAGGUACUUUCCAACCUACCAAAUAUGAGAAAAAGAUCUUAGACCAUACAGGAAACAUAGUAGUCCUGUCCUACAGAAGGAGAUGAUAUAGGCUAAUAUGAAGAGCUCUUUGUGAGCUCUGGGUGAUGCAUGACAAGGGCUAGACUAUUUUUCCUUUGCAAAAUUAGGUAAGGCUUUCUAUGCCCCAAAAUUGAAUACAGCCUGAACCCUUUAACCUCACCUACAUUUCCUAGUUAUAUAUUCUGAAUAUUAUCUUGUAGAUACUGUCUUUAACGUUAUUCUAUUUUCCCCUUUAAUUCAAGCUUACCGAAAGGUAGGAAGUUAGUAAUUGUUACUGGAGCUUUUACAACUUCAAACUUGUUAAUUUUCUAUAACCAAAUUUCAUAUUUCUCCUGCUAGGUUUUCCUCAAGUAUGAAUUUUUCAUUUAUCAUACGCUAUUUAUUAAUACUCUAUCCUCUAUGCUUUAGGGGAUAUCAUCAGUUUGUAAUUCAUGGUCAUAUUUUUUAUAUAAAAGGCUUUAAUUUCCAUUUUAGACUAUUGUCAGAACAAAUGGUAAUAAAC